AUGGAGGGGAGAGCGAGGGGUUCACUGCCGUUUGUGGGGAUGAUGAUGGUGGUUCUGGCUCAGGCGGGCAACAUGGCGGUGAUGAAGAUGGCCAUGUCCGACGGGAUCAACAAGUACACCAUGGCCUUUUACAGUAACGCCCUCUCCUCUCUCGCCCUCCUUCCUUGUCCCUUCAUCUUCUCUCGCACGUCAGGGUCGUAUCCUCCUCUCACUUUCUCUGUACUUGGCAAGAUCUUCUUGCUCGCUCUGGUUGGGUUCGCAUCACAGAUGUGCGGCUACGUCGGCAUCAAUUACAGCUCCCCUGUUCUGGGCACGGCCAUGAUGAACCUCAUCCCAGCUUUCACUCUCAUUCUCACCAUUAUUUCAAGGAUGGAGAAAGUGAAUUGGAAAAGCUCAAGCAGCCAAGCUAAGCUUGUGGGAACCAUCGCAUCAAUCCUUGGUGCAUUUGCAGCCACUCUCUACAACGGUCCACCGAUUCUCGGCUCCCCUUCUGCUCCUCCUCCUGUCCAGCCUCGUCGGCUUCUUUUUCUUCUCUCAGGACGAUCAAAUUGGAUUCUUGGUGGGUUCCUCCUUGCGACCGAAGCUUUCUUCAUAUCAUUCUGGUACAUUAUACAGGUCACCACCAAAUCCUUACCUCUCCUUAGAACACAAAUGACACUUACAGGAAGCGAAAGAAGACUUGACAGGUGA
Molecule: messenger RNA, 690 nt
Organism: Rhodamnia argentea
Lineage: Eukaryota; Viridiplantae; Streptophyta; Magnoliopsida; Myrtales; Myrtaceae
Product: WAT1-related protein At5g40240-like
Exons: 4
Coding region: 1-690 (229 amino acids)
Cellular component (GO): plasma membrane
Molecular function (GO): transmembrane transporter activity
Source: RefSeq, a predicted model, not a curated record